AGCCGUGUCGCCGCGCGCCUCCCCUCGGGGCGGUCCCGCUCCGGGCUCGGCGCGACGAGGCAAGGGCCGGAGCCUGGUGGCGGCGCGGCGGCCCGAGGCCCGAGAUGGUGAUCUGCUGCGCGGCCGCGAACUGCUCCAACCGGCAGGGCAAAGGGGAGAAGCGUGCCGUUUCCUUCCACAGAUUCCCCCUAAAGGACUCAAAGCGUCUGAUUCAGUGGUUAAAAGCUGUUCAGAGGGAUAACUGGACCCCCACUAAGUAUUCUUUCCUCUGUAGUGAACAUUUCACCAAAGACAGUUUCUCCAAAAGGCUGGAGGAUCAGCACCGCCUGCUCAAGCCCACAGCCGUGCCCUCCAUCUUCCACCUGACUGAGAAGAAGAGGGGGUCUGGAGGCCAUGGCCGCAGCAGGAGAAAGGACACCAGAAAGGCCUCAGGGGGCCUGAGGGGACAUGCAAGUGAAGCUGAUGGGAAAGGAGCUUCAGGUUCCCCAUCGUCCUUGAGUGAGAACCUGAUGGCCAAGUCAGAGUCCCGAAAGUUGAAGCGGGCUGCCCUGCAGGGUGAAGCCUCCAGUCCAGAGCGGGCGCGACAGCCUACACAGGGACCUCCAGGCAACACUCUGGCCACAACAGCGCCAGGUAGCCGGGCAGAAGCAAAUGGGUCGGCGUGCAGUGCCGGCGAUGAGAGCAGCGCCACCCCCGAUGAGGGCCUGGUGGAUAAAAGUGGGAUUUCCAUGGAUGACUUUUCCCCCCCAGGAUCUGGGGCCUGCAAAUUCAUCGGCUCACUUCAUUCUUACAGUUUCUCCUCCAGGCACACUCGAGAGAGGCCGUCUGUGCCCCGGGAGCCUGUGGAUCGGAAGAGACCGAAGAGAGACAUGGAGUCUGGCUGCAGCGGGACCAGCCUGGGGCCUGACAAGGGCUUGGCCCAGAGCCCCCCAAGUUCAUCUCUGACGGCAACGCCACAGAAAUCCUCCCAGAGCCCCUCUGCCCCCCCGACAGAUGUCACCCCGAAGCCGGCUGCAGAGGCUGUGCAGAGCGAGCACAGCGAUGCUAGCCCCAUGUCCAUCAAUGAGGUCAUCCUGUCAGCAUCAGGGGCCUGCAAGCUCAUCGAUUCACUGCACUCUUACUGCUUCUCAGCUCGGCAGAACCGGAGCCGGGCGUGCUGCCUGCGGGAGCAGGUGGAGAAGAAGAACGGGGAGCUCAGGAGCCUACGACAGCGUGUCAGCCGCUCUGACAGCCAGGUGCGCAAGCUGCAGGAGAAGCUGGACGAGCUACAGAGGGGGAGUGCACCGCGCCCCAGAAGCCUGCCGGCCCCCGGCCGCGAGCCCCCCAAGAUGAACCCGGUGGUGAAGCCGCUGUCCUGGAUGCUGGGCACCUGGCUGUCGGACCCACCAGGCGCCGGCACCUUCCCGACGCUGCAGCCCUUCCAGUACCUGGAGGAGGUGCACAUCUCCCACGUGGGCCAGCCUGUGCUCAACUUCUCAUUCAACGCCUUCCACCCAGACACACGGAAGCCUAUGCACAGGGAGUGUGGCUUCAUCCGGCUGGAGCCCGACACCAACAAGGUGGCCUUCGUCAGUGCCCAGAACACAGGCAUCGUCGAGGUGGAGGAAGGCGAGGUGAACGGGCAGGAGCUACGCAUCGCAUCCCACUCCAUCGCCAGGAUCUCCUUCGCCAAGGAGCCCCACGUGCAACAGAUUACCCGAAAAUUCAGGCUGAAUUCUGAAGGCAAACUUGAACAGACGGUCUCCAUGGCAACCACUACCCAGCCCAUGACUCAGCAUCUUCACAUCACCUACAAGAAGGUGACCCCAUGACCCAGAGCAGAGCUUCCUCCCGGCCGUGUGUGUCGUGGUGCGACCCCAGCCCCUCACAGACGCCGUAGCAGCAGGUGUGGGUGUGGCCGCAGGUCCCGUGGGCUCCAGGGUGUUGCCCAUGUCCCUGUAACAGCAUAGAAAAACCAAAUAAAAGGCCUUUAUUUUUA
This is a messenger RNA of Artibeus jamaicensis (Jamaican fruit-eating bat), 1978 nucleotides long. RefSeq names its product THAP domain containing 4 (gene THAP4). The record is from RefSeq and is a predicted model, not a curated record. Bases 105 to 1811 code for a protein of 568 amino acids. The transcript has 6 exons. Lineage: Eukaryota; Metazoa; Chordata; Mammalia; Chiroptera; Phyllostomidae.